This is a messenger RNA of Aspergillus bombycis, 1503 nucleotides long. RefSeq names its product cellulose-binding protein. Gene Ontology annotation, molecular function: hydrolase activity, hydrolyzing N-glycosyl compounds. Lineage: Eukaryota; Fungi; Ascomycota; Eurotiomycetes; Eurotiales; Aspergillaceae. The record is from RefSeq and is a predicted model, not a curated record. Bases 1 to 1503 code for a protein of 500 amino acids. The transcript has 2 exons.
AUGGUGGCGUCCUUACUGAGACUUACGGUCCUAGGGACUCUGGCAGUACAGGCCGUCUGCAAGACUGUCAACACAUCGUCCCUCUUGACCUACCAGGACAAACCGCGGGUGUUUAUCCUAUCGGAUAUCUCGAAUGAGCCAGACGACCAAGAGUCCUUGACACGGUACCUCCUCUACUCUAACCAAUUCAAAACCGAGGGUCUCGUCGCAUCGACAUCUACUUGGCUCAGAGAUGCAGUGCACCCAGAGGAUAUGCUGCAGGUGAUCAACGCUUAUGGCAAUGUCACCGAUAACCUCAACAAGCAUGCUCCUCCCAAUGCCCAGUAUGCCUCCGGAGAUUACUUCCGCAGUAUCCUGCGCAGUGGCCCCGCAACCUAUGGCAUGAAAGCCGUGGGAAGCAACGUCACCCUCAGCGACGGCGGAAAGCUGCUUCUCGAACGUCUUCUGUCUCCAUCCGAGAAGCCCCUGUGGGUCCUCGCUUGGGGUGGUACGAACGUUCUAGCGCAGGUGUUGUUUAAAAUCCACCAGAACACCUCAUCCGAAGAGGCGGCUGCUAUGCGAUCCAAGCUGCGCGUGUAUGCCAUUUCCGACCAAGACGACACGGGUGCCUGGAUCCGUCGGAACUACCCAGAUAUCUUCUACAUUUCAUCCACGCACGGAUGGAACCAAUACGGCCUGGCGACCUGGAUCGCCAUUUCGGGCGAGACGUACUACGGAAAGGAUGAGGGUGGUCCUGACAGUUCCACCGUGACUCAUGAGUGGCUGCGCGACAACAUCCAGAUCGGACCCUAUGGUAGUGUGGCGUACCCCGAUUUCAAGUUCAUCAUGGAAGGUGAUACCCCUACUUUCCUGUACCUGAUCCAGAACGGUCUGGGCGACUCUGAGAACCCCGGCUAUGGAUCAUGGGGUGGAAGAUAUACCAAGGUGGACCCCUCAACGGCCGUCAACUACAACCACUACAGCGACGCCGCGGAUCGCGUGGUGGGCCUCAACAACAAGACCUUCAGCUCCAACUAUGCUACUAUUUGGAGAUGGCGUGACGCUUACCAGAACGAUUUUGCCGCCCGCAUGCAGUGGACCCUCCCGGCGAACGUUAGCCAGGCGAACCAUCACCCCGUUGUCUCGGUUAACGGAAGCAAGGAAUUGGCUCCGCUCAAGGUGACGGCUGGGACAGGAUCAACGAUUAACCUCGAUACCGCUGGCACUUAUGAUCCCGAUGGCGAUCGGCUGUCGUACAACUGGUUCCAGUACCAAGAGCCGGGCUCCGAUGAUUGGAACGUAGCAGGACAGGUCCCUGCCCUGAACUUGACUACCGCGAACAAUGGCCAGCAGGCACAGGUCGUGAUCCCCGUUGCCGAGGACAGCUGCAAUGGAAAGGGAGAUAACCCCUCUGGCUGUUGGCUGCUGCAUUUGGUUUUGGAGGUCAAGGAUAACGGCGUUCAUCCAUUGACAACUUACCGUCGGGUGCUCAUCCAGACUACUAACCAAACGACCUCUGGGUGA